Molecule: messenger RNA, 1046 nt
Organism: Vicia villosa (hairy vetch)
Lineage: Eukaryota; Viridiplantae; Streptophyta; Magnoliopsida; Fabales; Fabaceae
Exons: 1
Coding region: 127-660 (177 amino acids)
Source: RefSeq, a predicted model, not a curated record
CCUCCCUCUUGUCCUCAAAUCAAAACCAUCUCUUCAUAUCUCUCUUUCUCUCACUUUCAAUCUCUCUUUCUCAAAAUCACUCUCUUUGAAAUUAUUUCAUAAUUAAGAAAAUCAGUUUCUAUAAAAAUGGAAAACAAUCUACCAGUAAUAUCAAAGAGAGUGUGGAGUCUGGUACGUGUUGCCUUCUUCAUGCUGAGAAAAGAAAUAUCAAAGGGUAAGAUAAUGAUGAAUUUAAACAUGAUAUUAAGACGCAGAAGCAAGCUCGCCGGAAAAGCCAUUGCCAAUUUAAUAUCCCACCAUCCCAACCAUGGUGGCUCCACCUCAAACCGCCACUCCCACAAUUCACACCAGCAAUUCACUUCCUCAAGGGAGUAUGAAUAUAGCUGUAGCAACACUCCCAACCACUUCUUCUCAAUAGGAAAGCGUCACCACAUCCACAACCAUAAGCACAAUGCUCAAGCAAGACUUACACACGACGAAGAGGUGACCACUAUGAAUGCAAUGAAGGCGGUGGUGGAGAUGCUUUACAAUGAUCAAGCAAUUGUAGAAGUGUCUCCAGGUUUCCCUUUAAGAGAUGAUGAUGAGAAGGACAAUCAAGUUGAUGAGGCAGCUGAAGCUUUCAUAAAAAGGUUUUACAGUCAAUUGAAGAAGCAAGAUUGAUUGAUUAAUAUUAAUUCAAUUUACCUUGAUUAAUGGAUAAUCAAGUUGCCAUAUUCUUCUUUUUUUUUUUGGUUAUUUUCAUGAUAUAUACCUAUUAGUAAGGGUUUUUGAUUCAUGUCAAUUAUGCAUUUGCACAUGUUUAAUUUAACAGCUGCUUAACAAUAAGGUAAUAUACCUAAAAAAAAAAGAAAGAGAAUAAAUUAAUGGAUAUAUAUACUCUCGGCCAUAAGCACCUUGCAGAAUUUUGUGUUGUAAAAAUAGUCAACAUUUUCUGUUCUUUCUUAGCGAUUAACUAAAUAUACUUUGUGCAAGUAAUAAGUGCGUUAUUUUAAUAAAGAAAACAUUAGGUAACAAAUUAUUGUAUUAUAUAUGUUUGUGUGGAGAUU